This is a messenger RNA of Dunckerocampus dactyliophorus (ringed pipefish), 2523 nucleotides long. Its product is annotated as cyclic nucleotide-gated channel cone photoreceptor subunit alpha-like. Gene Ontology annotation, molecular function: cGMP binding; intracellularly cGMP-activated cation channel activity; intracellularly cAMP-activated cation channel activity. NCBI's taxonomy places the organism in Eukaryota, Metazoa, Chordata, Actinopteri, Syngnathiformes, Syngnathidae. Gene Ontology annotation, biological process: monoatomic cation transmembrane transport. The record is from RefSeq and is a predicted model, not a curated record. The transcript has 10 exons. Gene Ontology annotation, cellular component: intracellular cyclic nucleotide activated cation channel complex; plasma membrane. Bases 557 to 2356 code for a protein of 599 amino acids.
GUCUCACUUGACGCAUGUCCAUUGUGCGUGUGCUAACGUUAUCUCAUGCCGCACAGAUAGACUACUACUGUAUUUUUACCAUUUUUCUUUCACCUCAUAUUUGGUGUCAAAUGCUGAUACUAUGUGGGAAUGCAUAAAGUGAUGAUGAUACCGCUGUGAAAUACUGCUGACAGCACUGAUGAAUGCCCACGAGGCCUGUGAUGAUCAGCAUCAUCACAAGGCCUGCCGACAAGUCCCAACCAAUCUGACACCCAUGGGAGGCUCUCACUGAGGCGACAGUGUUGGCUGCUGGGGAGUCAUACAGACUGCAUGAUUAUAAGCGGACUAAUCAACAGCUAGACAAGGAAGGAUUUUCCUGCUCUUUCGUUGGAGAUAUGUAAUUACAAUCGGUCUUCAUAUCUGAUGUGACCGAGGUCACUCAGCACAAGGAGCCAAAAUGGAUUUAUUGCAGAUUGCACGUUGACCCCUCACAAACGGACCGCUCCUUCUUGUUGCUAAAAUACAGAAUCAGCACCCCUUUUCAGGAACAGGGCUGCUAUACAGGCUGGCUCAUAGAAUGCACUUUGGUCACACCAGACGAAGACCUACAGAGUUAAGCCGGAGCGACUGUAGAACAAAGGAGAACAUGAGUAACUCUCUGUGGCCUUUGGCUGAACAAAACAUGAACAACUGCAACAACAACGAUGGCAAACAAAAUGACAAGAAAGAAGAAUCCAAAAAGGAGAAGAAAGACGAGAAGAAGGUGGAGCCCAAGAAAGAUGACAAAAAAGAUGAUAAAAAGGAAGAACCAAAGGAUGCAUGGGUCGUGGACCCUGCCUCGGAUAUGUACUACUUCUGGUUGUGCACCAUCUCCAUCCCGGUCUUCUAUAAUCUGAUGUUCCUGGUGGCCAGGGCCUGCUUUAAUGAGCUGCAGAAGACAAACAUCAUAUUGUGGAUGGUGUUGGACUACUCCUCAGAUGUCCUCUACUUUGUGGACACUUUUGUGCGAGUCAGAACAGGUUUCUUGGAGCAAGGGUUGCUUGUACAAGAUGUAAAGAUUCUGAAGGAAAAGUACAUGAAAACACGACAGUUCCGACUGGACGUAAUAUCCUUGAUUCCCACUGAUGUUGUCUUUUUCGCAAUUGGAGUCAACAAUCCAGAGUGUAGAUUCAAUCGCCUGUUUAGGUUGGCUCGGCUUUUUGAGUUCUUCGACCGAACUGAAACUCGCACCAAUUACCCAAAUAUCUUCCGGAUUGGUAAUCUUGUACUUUAUAUCAUCAUCAUCAUCCACUGGAAUGCUUGCCUCUAUUUUGCAGUCUCCAAGGUUCUGGGAUUUGGAUCAGACACGUGGGUUUAUCCAUCAUUGAUAAAUACGGAGUUUCAACAUCUUACCAGGCAGUAUAUAUACUGCUUCUAUUGGUCCACAUUGACCCUGACCACCAUUGGGGAAACACCACCCCCAGUCCAUGACAUUGAGUACUUCUUUGUUGUGGCCGACUUUCUCAUUGGGGUUCUGAUCUUUGCUACCAUUGUAGGCAAUGUCGGUGCCAUGAUAUCCAACAUGAGCGCCGCUCGUGUGGAGUUCCAGGCCAAGAUAGAUUCCAUCAAACAAUACAUGCAGUUCCGGAAGGUCACCAAAGACCUGGAGACCAGAGUGGUCAAGUGGUUUGACUACUUGUGGACGGAGCAGAAAACGUGCGACGAAAAGCAGGUGCUCAAGAACCUUCCAGAUAAGCUGAAGGCUGAGAUUGCUAUCAACGUUCAUCUUGAAACCCUGAGAAAAGUGCGCAUUUUUCAAGACUGCGAGGCAGGUUUGCUUGUUGAGUUAGUCCUCAAACUUCAACCCCAGGUUUUUAGUCCUGGUGACUACAUCUGCAAGAAAGGGGACAUCGGAAGGGAAAUGUACAUUAUUAAGGAAGGGAAGCUAGCAGUUGUGGCGGAUGAUGGGGUCACCCAGUUUGUGGUCCUCAGUGAUGGCGCCUACUUUGGCGAGAUCAGCAUUUUGGGCAUCAAGGGGAGUAAGGCGGGAAAUCGAAGAACAGCCAACAUUCGAAGUGUGGGCUACUCCGACCUGUUCGCCUUAUCCAAGGAUGACCUGAUGGAGGCGCUAACUGAGUACCCUGACGCAAAGACUGUUCUGGAAGACAAAGGGCGGGCCAUUUUAAUGAAAGACAAUCUCAUUGAUGAGGCGCUUAUUGCAGCUACCGACGCCAAAGACUUGGAAGAAAAAGUGAACGUCAUCGAGGGUAGCCUGGAGGUCAUGGCGCUCAAACUCAGAAAGCUGACAGAACAUUACGAAUCGUCCCAGCGCAAACUCAAACAACGACUCUCUAACUUGACAAAUGAAGUCAGAACUCUGACCGUUGCUGAUGAGUAGUGUGUUUGGGGGUUGUUCUACUGAGCAGCUCUUCAGCACACAGACGGAUUCUAUCUUGGUGAUAAUCAUCUUUAGUGUGCCCCGUUCAUAAUAAAGGCUGUAUAAUCUUAAUAUGCGUGUGACCUCAUGGUGGAACUUGUUCUUUAACAUUGUAAUACAAAGAAAAG